Molecule: messenger RNA, 1553 nt
Organism: Pistacia vera
Lineage: Eukaryota; Viridiplantae; Streptophyta; Magnoliopsida; Sapindales; Anacardiaceae
Product: protein TPR1-like
Exons: 7
Coding region: 901-1437 (178 amino acids)
Biological process (GO): regulation of DNA-templated transcription
Molecular function (GO): protein binding
Source: RefSeq, a predicted model, not a curated record
AUGGUUGGGGUUUGGACUACUGUGGGUAAGGAGAUUAGGUGAAAGUGGGGUGGCAUCACUUAAGCAGGCUUUGUUUGCUCUUGAGAAGUAGAAUUGUUCAGGUCAUUAAAUGGAUGUUAAGCAAGGGCCAGGGAUCUACAAUGGGAACAUAUGUGCAACUGGUGCGAGCUUUAGAUAAAGACCAUAGAGGAGGAGAAGUAACCAAGUUUUGGAUGAAAAAAUUGGUACGUAUCUGCAUUCCAGUGCCUUGGCAGUUAUGCCCAAAAGCUUGAUCUGUAUACAUUACCGAAACAAUAUGCUGGAAAGGCUCAUAAAGCUUUUCAAAGGCCUUGAAGCUUUUGAUCGUAAGCCUCCAGAGAAAUCAAUUGUGCAAAAGGUGGCAGAUGUGUAUCAGAUAUUAGGCUUACCAGAAGAGAAAGAGAGGGUACUAGAGAAGUACAAAGAUCUCUUCACCGAGACAGAGAAAGAAAGCCGAAAAUCUAAGCAGCAUCUAAGAAAAACAUGCAAAACAAAGCGUCGAAAAGACACAAGAAUUUCUGAUGUUGUUACAGAAGCUUUAGAUGACAUACAAUAAGGUCAAGGAUUACUGUGAUAUCUUUUUCUCUGUUAUUAGAAUCUUGGGAUAAUCUUUCUUCAUUAUAUGAUCCUGGUCCAAUUGUUAAUCUCAAAUAUAUGUCAUGGUUUGGCAGACCAAAAAUACAAAUCUACAAAAGAGAAAUUGAUGUUUUUGAUUGCCAUUUACCAGGAUACUGCUAAAUCUGCCCCAGAAUUGGUCUUCCUUGAGAGUGUAAUGUCUGCAAUUUACAGUUUUCUCAACUCUUUACAGGUUCACUUUGGAAGCCUUUGUUGUGAUUCAAGAAGCCUCUUUGCGGAUUCAGAUAGGGUGACUAAUAAUCAGAGAUGUUGUCGUUGCGAAAAGCAUUGGUGUUUCUUAUACUUCAGUUUCUCGAAGAUGAGAAAUUCGAGGAGUCUCUUCACAAGCUUGAAAAAGAAUCAGGGUUUUAUUUCAAUGUGAAGUACCUCUAUGAGAAAGUUCAAGCCGGAGAUUGGGUUGAAGUUGAGAAAUACUUGUCAAGAUUUACCAAAAUUGAUGAUAACCAAGAUUCUAUAAAGAUAUUUUAUGAAAUUAGGAAGCAAAAGUAUCUUGAAGCACUUGAUAGGCGAGACAAGGCAAAGGCGCUUGAAAUGUUAGAUAAUGAGUUAAAAGUGUUUUCAACAUUGAAUGAGGAAGGUUACAAAGAACUUACACAACUUUUAACUCUCAGCAAUUUCAGGGAAAAUGAGCAGCUGUCCAAGUAUGACACCAAAACAGCUCGUAGCAUACUUUUGAUAGAGCUCAGAAAACUGAUGGAAGCAAACCCACGUUUCCGCAAUAAGCUUACUUUUCCCACCCUAAAGGAUUCAGGAUUGCAGUCUCUAAUGAAUGGUUUCCUAUAAACUGGAGCCGUGUUUCCGCCUUUUUGCUGUAUGUUUCUAUGAAAAAGUUGGAGCCAAAUUUAAUACAUGAUCUUUGAUGCAGUUUAAACUGGCUGCACCUGUUCGGCAAGAACCCA